Candoia aspera is the source of this 1691-nucleotide messenger RNA. RefSeq names its product D-amino acid oxidase (gene DAO). Gene Ontology annotation, biological process: L-proline catabolic process; D-alanine catabolic process; D-serine catabolic process. Bases 51 to 1094 code for a protein of 347 amino acids. The transcript has 10 exons. The record is from RefSeq and is a predicted model, not a curated record. Gene Ontology annotation, cellular component: cytoplasm. Gene Ontology annotation, molecular function: FAD binding; D-amino-acid oxidase activity. NCBI's taxonomy places the organism in Eukaryota, Metazoa, Chordata, Lepidosauria, Squamata, Candoiidae.
UCCUUAGGUGUGCAAGGUGGUUGCUGCUUUUGCCCCUUCCAGCCUCUGCCAUGCGGGUAGCGGUGAUCGGAGCCGGUGUAAUUGGACUGUCCACAGCCCUUUGCAUCCAUGACCGAUACCACUCCGCAGAUCAGCCGCUGCAGGUGGAGGUCUAUGCCGAUGAAUACACUCCCCGCACGACCAGCGACGGGGCCGCGGGCCUUUGGCAGCCCUACCUGUAUGACAAAGGGAACACUCAAGAAACGAUCUGGAACAAAGAAACUUUUGAUUAUCUGCUUCAACAUGUGAAUUCACAAGAAGCCAAGGAAAUGGGGCUGUUUCUCCUCUCUGGAUACAACCUCUUCAGACAACCAGUACCAGAUCCGUCAUGGAAACAUACUGUCUUCGGAUUUAGGAACUUGACCCAGAAGGAGCUUGAGUUGUUCCCAGGCUACAGCUACGGUUGGUUUAACACCGCUCUGAUGUUGGAGGGCAAAAGCUACCUAACCUGGCUUAUGAACCAGUUGACCUCACGGAGGGUCCAGUUCUUCCAUCGGAAAAUCAAGUCCUUCCAGGAGCUGACAGCUCAAGGAGUGGACGUGAUUGUCAACUGUACUGGGGUUCGUGCUGGGGAGCUGCACCCUGACCCUGAACUGCGCCCAGGCCGAGGACAGAUCAUCAAGGUUGAGGCCCCCUGGGUGAAGCACUUCAUCGUCACCCACGACCUUGAAUCUGGGAUAUACAAGGAGCCGUACAUCAUACCCGGGAGCCGUGCAGUGACGCUGGGGGGUAUAUUUCAGCUGGGGAACUGGAGUACAGAGAACAGCCCACAGGACCACAGACAAAUUUGGCAAGGGUGUUGCAAGUUGAUGCCCAGCCUCCAGAAAGCCAAGAUACUGGAAGAAUGGAGCGGUCUACGUCCAGCACGCCCUAAAGUUCGGUUGGAGCACGAGACCGUUGGCCAUGGAAUGCUCCGAUCAGAGGUGAUUCACAACUACGGCCAUGGUGGUUUUGGGCUCACCAUUCACUGGGGGUGUGCCAUGGAAGCAGCCAAAUUAUUCGGGAAGAUCCUGGAAGGCCAGAAGUUGGCCAAGCCACCUCGGGCCAAUCUUUGAACACAUGGCAAAAGUUUAGGAAACUUCUCUGCGUACAUCUAUUUUUCUUCCUUCCAUCUUGCAGAAUUUGGGAGUCCAGAUCCUUUUCAUAAGAGUAUUUAACUGGGAUCCUCACUAAAGAACCUUGGCUGGGUAUACAGAGUAAAUAAGACUCCUUUUGGGGGGAGGUGAGAUGUUCCAAGACUGUUGAUUGAAAAAGAUUUGUGGAGCUAUUCCAUCUUUUCUUUCAUUUGGGGUUUUGGUACAAAAAUGUCAGACAUGGUGAUGGGAAAACAUGGGGAGUUGCCAAUGGAAAAUUUGGAACAUCAACCAUUGCACGGAUUCCUAGGUCUUAGUACAGAUAUACCCCGAGGUUUUUUCAUGGAUGCUGAGUUUUAUUCAUGGGGUGAGAUGCUCAGAGGGCUACCAGCCAUCUAAAAAUGCUUCCCUUUGGAUUCCUUCCCAGAGCAGGAGGCUGGGCCCCCUUCUGCUCUGUGGGUCCAUGCAACUUUCUCUUACACUUUUUCUUCUCAAAUGACAAGUACAUCUGCUUCCCUAUUCAUGUACGCCUUGCUUCUGGAUUCUAGCAGAGUUGCCCUCUAUUAAAACUUGUCAAAA